Molecule: messenger RNA, 2251 nt
Organism: Trematosphaeria pertusa
Lineage: Eukaryota; Fungi; Ascomycota; Dothideomycetes; Pleosporales; Trematosphaeriaceae
Product: DUF1766-domain-containing protein
Exons: 2
Coding region: 295-2193 (632 amino acids)
Source: RefSeq, a predicted model, not a curated record
AAGCGUUGUAAUGCCGUCCUUGGAUGCAUUUGCAGACGCACAGCUUGCCAACAUUGUAUCCGUUCUGUUACGGAUUCCUGCAAGAGUCGAAUAGGCCGAAGCGCUGGAGAAUUCGGGCUCCAGGACGGCCGUGGGGGCGCUGCCCGCAUGGCAGCUAUAUAUUGCUUCAGAGCUACUGGUGCCUGAUCUGUCAACGCAUCCAUACCACCCUCAUCGUUCCCCGAUACUUCUCGUCUUCUUUGAUCCCAUACCAGAUUUCAAUUAACUUCCUCCUUAUCCACCUCUUCUAUCAAAAUGCUUGUUCAAAAAUCCGAGGCGUAUAAGCCUGAAUCACCCAGUCCAUCCUCCAAAGCGAGGCGGUCCUUAGUCAUCUCUACACCCGUCCGUCUCCCGAUCAAGAAGACGCUCGCUACGAUCGCGGGUAGUUCGCCUCUAGAAGAAACCAAUCUUGCCCUCGUCUUGCGCUCCGGUAGCGAUGCGACGACAAUAUCCACUGAUGGUACUGAUCGCUUCUGGAGUGCCACCAAGGGUCCAUAUGCAUCACCCACCACGAGUUCUAAGGAAUCUCAGCUUUCGACCCCGAACACGUCGCCAAGUAUUACCCUUAGUCCCAAGAAGAGCCUGCAAUCAGAGCCAGAAUCGCCAUUGCUGCGCAAGGCGAAAUGGCCAGCCACUACGAACUCGCUGGUCACCCAGGUGGUCGAAGCUGCUCUUGGACAGCAGCCUGCCGGUAUCGCUGGAAAGGCUGAGAAUGACAUCAAGCCCGAAAAGUUGAUCCGUAACAUGACUGGCCUACUGUCACAAGUCGUCGAAGAGAACAAUAAAGCCCGUCGCAAGAUCGUCCUAUCGGCCAGUCCGAACCUCGACUUCUCGUUUGCUACCAUGCUUGAACAUUCCAAGGCCACUGGACCGGCGAUGCUAGUCUCGAAGACGAAGUCUUCGUUGUCUACGGAUUCGAAGGAGAGCCCUGUGUCACCGGUAUACACGCGUACCCAAACCACCGUCAAGAUAAAAGUCGAAGGUGAUCGUACCUCAACCUCGCCAAAAGCUUCGCCGUCAAAGAGCAAGAGUACACGACCUACGACAAUCAAGAUAGAACUGGAAAACAUCCUCCCACUCGACUUCCGUCAGAGGCUGGCAGAAAACAAGGAAAUUUGUGUGGCCUCACUGGUCAAAAGGCCAUCUGCCAGGUGUUCCUAUAAGGCCAAACCAACCUUGGCCCGUAUAAGGACUCGCAUCUCAAAGCUCGGAAGUAUGCCAGAUUGGGCGAUCUUCCUCAGGAAAGUCGAAGAGGUUAUUCGUUCGACCAUGUGCCAUAGACAUCAGGACGCAGCCUUGAACGACUCAAGGAUAGGAAGGCUGAAGACUUUAGUUCAAAGCAUCGACCACUCGUCAACUGUCGACCUGUCACCUUUCUAUUCUUGGGUCGAUGCGAUCGCCGGGAGAGGCUCCAAACAGACGAACAAGACGGCCACAGCGAAGGUUCUAUAUGCAGGCACCAAGGUCUCUUCACAAGGUAGUGAGGUCCCGAUAUCGAUCUCGCCCAAGCUGCUUCCCGUUCCUUUCGGGUUCCAACCCUUUCAGCCCAAAGCUACCGCAGAUCUCUCCGUUAACGAAGCCAUACGUCGCGUCAUUGUCCAAGACCUCACUGCCACCGACCUGAAAUCCGGCUCCAUCUACAUAUUCUGGUAUAAAGGCCGGUUCGGGCACGUUAAGAUUGGCCGCUCUAAGGAUCCGGAGAAACGCCUUGAGGAAUGGAAUAAGCAAUGCAAGCGCGUCCACGAGUUCCACAUCUCGUCGUUCAGAGGCGAACUCGUUGAGGUGGCCCAUGCCAGCCGGGUGGAGAGGCUAAUGCAUACUGAACUGAAGGAUCGAAGACGGGAACUGAAGUGCGAUGGAUGUGGUAGGAACCACCGAGAAUGGUUUGACGUACAGGAGAGGCAGGCAGUGGAGGUCUUUACAAAGUGGAGAGACUGGGUUGCGCAAAAGCCUUACGUGGAGGACCAUCGCACCGGCGCAUGGACGCUCAGGCCUGACAUGGAAGAGAAGCUCGCUGAGGUGUGUCGCCCAGUGGAACUCGCGGCUGCGAAGAAGCCAGUGAGUCGAAAGCACAGGUCUAGAACUAGCCAAGGGGCACACGGUCACAAUCUCCGCUCGCGAACACCAUCGGGGCGGGCAAGGACGUCGUUGUAGGCUAAGCCUAUGUACAUUUGCCAAUUAUGUAUUACUCUUCCUGAAGCACGUCGUCGUC